AUGAGCAGAAAAGAUUUUCAGCUGGCUGGUGACCAGCUCACCGCAGCUGAUCAUUCUAAGUGCUUUCAUAAAUGCAGUAAGCAAGCUGGUGACAUGCUCAAAUGUCAGAAUGUGAACGCGAUAGGAAAAUUGCCUUGUGAUUCGAAAGUUCAUGUCACUUGUAUACAAAGUUUGGAACCAGCCAUAUUACCGUUUCUCGCGACCUUCUUUUGUGCCAAAUGCUGUUCCGCAAAUACAAAUAUUAAAGAGGAAAUGGUUAAGAUUGCGGCUGAAGCAAGACAAGCUCUUGCAAAGUCACAAAUUUCUUUACCAAAUCCUCCGAAGGAAAAUGAUGAGAUCCAGAAAUUGCAAAUUACAAUUAAAAAUUUGCAAAGUCAGCUAGCUACUACAGCAAAACAAUUGCAGGCACAAUUAGUGUUGAAUGAUAAUGUUCAGAAACGUUUUGAGAAUCUGGAAGUCGAAAGAAAUGAAUUGAAGGAGAAAGUAUUAAAGUCGCAGUCAUGUCUGGAUGCAAAUUUGAAAAGAUCGUUUUCGGAACCAGAUAACGAUAAUAAUGAUCAAGGAAUAAUUGAUUCACUGCUCACGGAUUCUACAGCAACUAUACUUACCGCAGCUCAACUCAAUCAGCAGGCUGAAGAACAACAACGAAGAAUGAAUGCAAUGUUGAAUUCUUCAUCUGCCUCAACUAAUGAUCAUAUCAGGGAAAACUUGUCAGUUGCCAUGAUAUCAUGA
Chironomus riparius is the source of this 732-nucleotide messenger RNA. The record is from the annotation of a GenBank genome assembly. Lineage: Eukaryota; Metazoa; Arthropoda; Insecta; Diptera; Chironomidae.